Molecule: messenger RNA, 525 nt
Organism: Trichoplax adhaerens
Lineage: Eukaryota; Metazoa; Placozoa; Uniplacotomia; Trichoplacea; Trichoplacidae
Exons: 6
Coding region: 1-525 (174 amino acids)
Biological process (GO): double-strand break repair via homologous recombination; endosomal transport
Cellular component (GO): lysosome; AP-type membrane coat adaptor complex; cytosol
Source: RefSeq, a predicted model, not a curated record
AUGGCAUUUAUUUCGAAGUCCUUUUUGAAUGAUUGCCACUACUGCACAAAUGGACACGUCGAAGAUCGCAGUGGCCGGAAAGAGAAAUUACUAGCCAUUGCUCAACGUGUACAAUCGGAAUACUCAUUCAAACGAGUUACACAAAGGAGCGACCUUUAUGAUGAAUUAUUGGUGGCAUCAGCAGAAUAUGGUUUAAAUUUGGAAGGAGGCGCCUUUCGAUCACUUCGUGGGGAACCAUUCGAAAGCGAAAAGGCUAUCCUUUGGCUUGGACGUGACAACAAUGGAUUUGCAUUGGUAUGCGAUACUCAUGAAAAUCGCAUGUUGGCUGAAAACACUUUGCGAUUGCUUUGCAAAUUCCUACAACCCCAUAUCAAAAACACUUCACAAGGAACGGAGCCUGUUCUAUUGGUGGAUCGUAUAGCCGCAAUAGUUAACCGAUUUCUGCCCAACGGGCAGCUCUUAUUCUUAAAUCAUCGAAUAAUAAGACACUUUGAAAAAGAAUUGGAGAUGCUACUAUCAGCUUAA